AUGUUCGUACCAGCCAAUAAUUUUCGUCUUUCUGUAGCAACCACUGACUACCCUCGAACUCUGAUCUAUCUUCUUGACUGUGUCAUUAUGGUAGUAGUAGGAUGCGAUAAUAGCUGGGUCUUUUCCUAUUCUUCAUGCUAUUUAACCUCCGCCUUACGACCAUCUCGUCGCUUUUCUUUUACUCAAAACUCGCUUUUUCUAUAUUCUAUCUCUUUUCCUCUUACUUUUCCCACUUUUUGCUGUCGAAUUUUUUUCUUUCUUUUUCUUCUGUUAGUCUUUGCCCCACUUGCAUUUCUCUCUCCCAGUUUCUUAUUAAUUAUCUUACUCUCCUCCUUUUUUCGCAGAUUUUGUUAUUAUUUUUAUUCAUUUUUACAUGGUUUACUUUCAAUUUCACUUUUUAAUUAUCUUAUUCUUAAUUUGAUAUUCUUUCUUUCUUUCUUUUUCUCUUUCUUUCUUUCUUUCUUUCUUUCUUUCUUUCUUUCUUUCUUUCUUUCUUCGUUUUUUUUUUCUUCCUCCGAUAUUUUAUUUCAUUCCGUUUCGGCUUUCGGCUUUCCGCCUAGUUAA
Messenger RNA from Acanthosepion pharaonis, 564 nucleotides. Lineage: Eukaryota; Metazoa; Mollusca; Cephalopoda; Sepiida; Sepiidae. The record is from the annotation of a GenBank genome assembly.